Molecule: messenger RNA, 3192 nt
Organism: Penicillium bovifimosum
Lineage: Eukaryota; Fungi; Ascomycota; Eurotiomycetes; Eurotiales; Aspergillaceae
Product: ATPase P-type K/Mg/Cd/Cu/Zn/Na/Ca/Na/H-transporter
Exons: 4
Coding region: 1-3192 (1063 amino acids)
Biological process (GO): calcium ion transmembrane transport; intracellular calcium ion homeostasis
Cellular component (GO): intracellular membrane-bounded organelle; membrane
Molecular function (GO): ATP hydrolysis activity; ATP binding; P-type calcium transporter activity
Source: RefSeq, a predicted model, not a curated record
AUGAAAACCGCGACCGAGAAGGCUCGUGAGCCAUCAAGUUGGUUUCGACUGAACUCUCGUCACAAACGCGCCACGCAGCGAUCCACUGACUCGACGAUAUUUGCUUUCUCUCUAGACCCCGAUGCCCUAGGGGACCUUGUCCAAACCAAGGAUAUACAGAAAUUGCAGGCCCUUGGAGGUAUCCGAGGAUUAGAGGAGGGACUACGAACCGACGUUCUCUCCGGUCUGAGCCUGGACGAGACCUACGUGGAUGUCCCUGGAAACGUCCCAACCAAUACCAAAAACACCGAUUCGGCAGAGAAGCUUGCUACUCCUGAGUGCCGUGUCUCGUCAGAGCUUCGUCGUGAUGUCUUCAUUGAUAGGAAAACAUUCUACGGAGAUAAUCGCCUUCCCACGCAACCUGCCCCGAGCUUCUUAUCACUGAUGUGGUCAGCCUACAAUGAUCAUGUCCUCUUCCUUCUGACUGGCGCUGCUAUCAUUUCGCUCGCUGUGGGGUUGUAUCAAACAUUCGGGACCAAGCAUUCUGCCAACAACCCGCCCGUCGAAUGGGUUGAGGGUGUUUCGAUCCUCGUCGCUAUCAUCGUGAUUACUCUUGCCGGUGCCGUAAAUGAUUACCACAAGGAAUACAAGUUUCGCAAACUCAACAAAAAACAGCAAGACCGCAAUGUGUGGGUACUUCGCUCUGGGCGGGUCCAUGAGGUCCCCAUCUCCGAUGUUUUCGUCGGUGAUAUCGUCCAAAUCCAUCCUGGAGAUAUUGUGCCUGCAGACGGUGUGUUGAUAAAGGGGCAUCAGGUCAAAUGCGAUGAGUCUUCGGCAACUGGCGAGUCAGAUCCGGUUUCUAAGACUGCUGUCGGGGGCAUCGAUGCCGAUCGCUCGCAUACUGGGUUUGAUCCUUUCAUUCUUUCUCACACCAAGAUCGUGGAAGGUGUCGGUUCUUACCUUGUACUGGCAACCGGCACAAGUUCCAGCUACGGAAGAAUCCUCCUUUCUCUUGAUACCGAUCCAGGAUUCACUCCGCUUCAAAUGCGGCUCAGCAGUUUAGCAAAGAACAUUGCUCGCUUCGGUGCACUUGCGGCUAUUGUGCUGUUCGUGAUCUUAUUCAUCAAGUUCUGUGUCAGCCUCCCCCGCAGCAGAGAUUCCCCUUCCGAAAAGGGACAAUCGUUUUUGAACGUGUUUAUUCUGGCCUUGACUGUCGUUGUUAUCGCCGUUCCUGAAGGACUUCCGUUGGCGGUUACUCUUGCCUUGUCGUUUGCAACUACCCGGAUGAUGCGUGAUAACAACCUGGUUCGGAAGCUCCAAGCAUGUGAGACGAUGGGACAAGCUACGGAUAUCUGUUCGGACAAAACGGGAACUCUGACACAGAAUGAAAUGACUGUUGUCUCAGGGUUCUUCGGUCCUACCUCGCAAUUUACUGAUCGCGCUGGAAGUCCAAAUAGCUCAGUUGAAGGAACAUCUUCCUCAGUGGCAAAAUGCAUGGGGUCUUUCUCAGACCAGUGGGUUUCUCUUAUGAGGCAAUCCAUAGUGAUCAACUCCACUGCAGUUGAAAGCCGCAAUUCUGAAACUAGAGAAUUCCUCGGGUCCCAAACUGAGGCCGCUUUGUUGAGAUUCACCCAAGACUAUCUCGGUCUAGGCCAGCUUGACUAUGACCGGGCCAAUGCUGAGGUCGUUGAUCUUCUACCUUUCGAUUCUUCUCGCAAAUUCAUGAUCUCCAUUGUCAAGCUCGUCAAUGGGUCAUAUCGAGCAUAUAUCAAGGGCUCACCUGGACCACUGAUGAAGAAAUGUGUAGCCACCAUUGCUCAGCCAACCCAAGGUAUUGAGACUGUUCCUCUCACCAAAGAAGCAAUGGGACAGAUUUGUCAGGUCACUCGACAAUAUGCCUCAAGGUCCCUACGGACUAUGGCCAUUUGUUUCCGUGAUUUGGACCAUUUGCCCUUUAUGGGAGAUGGGAUGACAGUGGACUUUGAGGAUGUAAUGAAAGAUCUUACAUUCCAUGGCAUUAUGGGAAUCCAAGACCCUCUCCGGACCGAUGCACGAGAUGCUGUAGAGACAAGCCAGAAAGCGGGUCUCAUUGUUCGAAUGGUCACUGGCGACAACGCUCUAACAGCCAAAUCCAUUGCCGAAGAAUGCGGGAUUAUUACCGGCCCAGAUGACGUUGUGAUGGAAGGUCAAAAAUUCCGUGCGCUAAGUGUAGGCCAGCAGAAAAGUCUGGUUCCACGUCUCAAGGUCCUGGCUCGGUCCCGGCCAGACGAUAAACGUGUUUUGGUGGAGCGCUUGAAAGAUCUCGGUAGAGUCGUUGCUGUUACUGGAGACGGCACCAACGACGCCCCUGCCCUUGCAACUGCUGACAUCGGGUUUUCGAUGGGGAUAUCUGGCACUGAGAUUGCUCGUGAGGCCUCCUCUAUCGUUUUGAUGGACGAUAGGUUCUCUUCAAUCGCCAAUGCUAUCAUGUGGGGAAGAACAGUCAGCGAUGCUGUCAAGAAAUUCUUGCAGUUCCAAAUUACCAUCACUUUCACCUCCGUCGGUCUGGCAUUUGUGUCAGCGGUAGCGGACUCAUCGCAGCAGUCUGUCUUAACCCCAGUGCAGCUCAUGUGGGUGAAUCUCUUCCAAGAUACUCUAGCAGCUCUGGCGCUAGCAACCGACCCCCCAACUCGCCGGGUUCUUAACCGCAAACCUGAGCCCAAAUCUACACCUCUGAUCACUCCUAUCAUGUGGAAGAUGAUCAUCGGUCAAUCUAUUUACCAGAUGGUCGUGACACUCGUCCUGUACUUCGCAGGCUCAUCUAUUUUCUCAUAUCAUACCGAACUUCAAACAUCACAGCUACAAACGGCUAUAUUCAACACAUAUGUGUGGAUGCAGAUAUUCAAUAUGUACAACAACCGACAAAUCGAGCGGUCAUUCAACCUCCUCCAAGGAAUUCACCACAACUGGCUCUUCAUUGCAGUUACCUUCCUGAUGACAGGGGCUCAGAUUCUAAUUAUGUUUGUCGGCGGCCGGGCAUUCUCAAUCACAAAAUUGACAGGCGAGCAAUGGGCUUAUUCCGUCGUUCUCGGCGCAAUCUCCAUUCCCAUUGGCUUCCUAUUGCAGAUUUUUCCCACGGCCGUUAUUGAGAAGCCAAUAGGAUGGUUAGAAAACAUGUGGAAGCUAGUGGAAGCCACUAUGGUGACUCUUUCGGUUUGCAUAUUUCUCUGUUGA